This is a messenger RNA of Scaptodrosophila lebanonensis, 3490 nucleotides long. RefSeq names its product vinculin (gene Vinc). The transcript is spliced from 6 exons. Gene Ontology annotation, biological process: cell adhesion. NCBI's taxonomy places the organism in Eukaryota, Metazoa, Arthropoda, Insecta, Diptera, Drosophilidae. The record is from RefSeq and is a predicted model, not a curated record. Gene Ontology annotation, molecular function: actin filament binding. The coding region runs from base 184 to 3069 and encodes 961 amino acids.
UGUGCCCCCCAAUCUUUUAUUUGUUAGUAUUUAAAGAACAGUCGGGCAAGCAAGUUGGGCGCUUUUGAACGUUAAAAAGCGGACGGCAAGAGGAAAGCGUAUUAUAAAAUUACCACUUAAUUGGCUAAGCAGAAAAGGAAACGGAACUACGUUUGGGAACAGUCGACACCACCAGCUAAAAAAAUGCCCGUCUUUCACACAAAAACCAUUGAGAGCAUAUUAGAUCCUGUCGCACAGCAGGUAUCUCGCUUGGUUAUACUACAUGAGGAGGCGGAGGAUGGCAACGCCAUGCCCGACCUCAGUCGGCCGGUCCAGGUGGUAUCGGCCGCGGUGGCCAAUUUGAUAAAAGUGGGCCGUGAAACUAUCAACAGCUCGGACGACAAGAUCCUCAAGCAGGAUAUGCCCUCAGCAUUGCAUCGCGUCGAGACUGCCUCGCAGUUGCUCGAGGAGGCUUCCGAUAUGUUGCGAGCCGAUCCCUAUUCGGGACCUGCGCGCAAGAAGCUGAUUGAGGGAAGCCGCGGCAUACUGCAAGGCACCUCGUCGCUGUUGCUCUGCUUUGAUGAGAGCGAGGUGCGCAAGAUCAUACAGGAGUGCAAGCGUGUGCUGGACUAUCUGGCCGUGGCAGAGGUCAUCAAUACCAUGGAGGAAUUGGUGCAAUUUCUCAAGGAUCUAUCACCUUGCCUGAGCAAAGUCUCCCGCGAAGUGAGCGCUCGAGAGAAGGAGUUGACGCAUCAGGUGCAUAGCGAGAUUUUGGUACGCUGUCUGGAGCAGGUGAAGACCCUGGCACCCAUACUUAUUUGCAGCAUGAAGGUCUACAUACACAUUGUGGAGCAGCAGGGCAAGGGCGCUGAGGAGGCGGCCGAGAAUCGUAACUACCUUGCUGCUCGCAUGAGCGAUGAGAUCCAGGAGAUCAUACGCGUCCUACAGCUGACAACCUACGAUGAAGACACUAGCGAGCUGGACAACCUGACGGUGCUGAAGAAGCUCAGCAAUGCUAUCAACAACAAAAUGGAGCUGGCCAAUGAAUGGCUUAGCAAUCCCUAUGCCCUGCGUGGUGGAGUUGGUGAGAAGGCUCUGCGGCAGGUCAUUGAUAAUGCCAACGAGAUUUCGGAGCGCUGUCUACCCCAGGACUCCUAUCCCAUACGGAAACUGGCCGACGAGAUUACCGCAUUGACCAACGGGCUCUGUGAGCUACGCCAGGAAGGUAAGGGCAACUCCCCGCAAGCGGAGUCGCUGGCUCGCGGCAUUCGCGAACGUCUUGGCGAGUUGCAGGGACUCGUCCGCAAGGCUGUCGUUGGUGUGGACAAGGCGGGUGUCCAGCAGACCGCGCACACUAUCCAAGGACGACUCGAACAAGCAGUCAAGUGGUUGCAGCAUCCGGAGAUCAACGACGGUGGUCUGGGUGAGCGGGCAAUCAAUCUGAUCGUAGAGGAGGGACGCAAGGUGGCCGAAGGCUGUCCGGGUCAUCAGAAGGCUGAGAUCAUGCAGUUGUGCGAUGAGGUGGAGCGUCUAAAGCGUCAGGCAGCAGGCACAGGACCCGCCGCCAAGGAAGCAGCUAAGCAGCUGACGCAGAAGCUUUACGAGCUCAAGGCUGCCAUUCAAAAUGCUUUGGUCAAUCGCAUCGUGCAGGACUUCAUGGACGUGAGCACACCCCUGAAGCAGUUCACCGAGGCGGUCAUGCUGCCUGAGGGCACACCCGGCCGUGAACAGAACUUCAAUCAAAAGUCUGCCAACCUACAGGCGUUCAGUGAUCGUGCAUCCAAGACAUCCCGCAUGGUGGCCGCUGGUGGUGCAUGCGGCAACAAGAAGAUUGCCGAGAUUCUGCUCUCCUCGGCCGCCCAGGUGGAUUCUCUGACGCCACAGCUAAUAAAUGCGGGUCGCAUUCGCAUGAACUAUCCAGCCAGUAAGGCGGCCGAUGAGCAUUUGCAGAACCUCAAGCAACAAUACGCCGACACAGUGUUGCGCAUGCGCACCCUUUGCGAUCAGGCCACAGAUCCCGCUGACUUCAUUAAGACCUCUGAGGAGCACAUGCAGGUGUAUGCCAAGCUCUGUGAGGAUGCAAUCCAUGCUCGUCAGCCCCAGAAGAUGGUGGACAAUACCUCGAAUAUUGCGCGUCUAAUUAAUCGUGUCUUAUUGGUGGCCAAACAGGAGGCAGAUAACUCCGAGGAUCCUGUAUUUACGGAACGUCUGAAUGCGGCAGCCAAUCGCUUGGAGCGCUCGUUGCCUGCCAUGGUAGGCGAUGCUAAGCUGGUGGCCACCAAUAUUGCGGAUCCCGCGGCCGCUGCGGCCUGGAAGAGCUCAUUCCAGCGUCUGCUGGGUGAUGUGCGUGAGGUGCGCGAUGCAAUUGCACCACCGGCACCACCACCACUGCCCACAUCACUGCCACCACCAAUACCCGAGCUUAGCGCUCUCCAUCUAUCCAACCAGAAUGCUGAGCGAGCGCCGCCUAGACCGCCACUACCACGUGAGGGUCUUGCACCCGUUCGUCCCCCGCCACCAGAAACAGAUGAUGAGGAUGAGGGCGUUUUCCGAACCAUGCCGCAUGCCAAUCAACCCAUCUUGAUCGCUGCCCGAGGUCUACACCAGGAGGUGCGUCAAUGGUCCUCCAAGGACAACGAAAUCAUUGCCGCUGCCAAGCGUAUGGCCAUUCUGAUGGCACGUCUCAGCGAGUUAGUGCUCUCAGACUCUCGCGGCAGCAAGCGUGAGCUGAUCGCCACGGCCAAGAAGAUCGCAGAGGCCUCUGAGGAUGUGACGCGUUUGGCCAAGGAAUUGGCACGCCAGUGCACCGAUCGUCGCAUACGCACCAACCUGCUGCAGGUAUGCGAGCGUAUACCCACCAUUGGAACACAGCUGAAGAUCCUGUCCACGGUCAAGGCCACCAUGUUGGGUGCACAGGGCUCCGACGAGGAUCGCGAGGCCACCGAAAUGCUGGUGGGAAAUGCCCAGAACCUUAUGCAAAGUGUGAAGGAAACUGUGCGUGCUGCCGAGGGUGCCAGCAUCAAGAUUCGAUCGGAUCAGACAAGCAAUCGCCUGCAAUGGGUGCGCCGCCAGCCCUGGUACCAGUACUAAGCCGAUGCUAUGAUGUACCACUAUUUUCGUGUAACAUAAACUAUCUAAUAUUAAACGCGAUGGACGUCGAAGGUGCUUGCCGGGGCGUCCAUGUUAAAGUUAUCUUAAUAUUAAUAAUUCUUCGAUGUUUUCCACCUAAAUAAGUGCCUUGGAUUAUUUAUUAUGUGCCUCGAAACAAAUCGCCUAUUGUCUUCUCGUCUGCUCUUCCUGUCUAUGUGUUUCUUCCUUUUUGUAACUACAACGAAUUAUUUUUUUUACAUUUUAUUUUAUAAAAGUAAUGUUAAGCGUGCAAUAAAUAUCUGUACAUACAAGUGAAUCAAAACAAAACGAAAGCAUUGAGGGUAGAGAAAUGCGGCAAUUAAGUUUUCUGAAAUUUAAUGAUGUUUUUCUUUAAAUAUUGUAAAUAAAUCCAGAGAAAAUA